This is a messenger RNA of Vitrella brassicaformis, 1750 nucleotides long. The record is from the annotation of a GenBank genome assembly. NCBI's taxonomy places the organism in Eukaryota, Vitrellaceae.
GCCUUAAAAACACACGAGGCCCCCGCCAAGCCCCUACACCGUCCCUGUGUACUCGCAUGGAUGGCCUGCCUGUCUCACGCAUGGCUGAUAGGUAUCUCUGCCCCCGUCGCCAUGUCACGGAUCUUCCUCAGCCUGACCUGCGCCCAGUUGAAGACGAUGUACUCAUCUCCAGUGGGCAUGCCCGUCAGAUGCACCGAGUCGUAUCCUUGUGCUUUGAGGCUCGUGUGGGUGUACUGGCCGGCCCCCAAGAGGGCGGAAAUCUUGAGGCUGUUGCCCAGGUACACUCGCGCCUCGAUCAUGCAGCCUGGACUGUGAGCCUUGCCCAUGGUGGCCUGUUCGGACGCCGCACUGACGAGACACAUCGACACAGGCGCAGAUGAGACGGAGACAGCUGAUGGUGACUGUAUGGUUUCCGUGGUUUCGUCUGCUUACAAGUAGAUGCCGCCCCCAACGAUGCCCGUCGAUCCCCGCAUCAUCUUCCGGCCCGAGGCGAUGGCCUGAGCGGAGGCCGCGGAUGUCUGAUGGUAGAGUGUGAUGCCCUUGGGGCACUCGGUGGCCCAGUGGUCGCUGUCCUUGUCUCCACACAGACGGCAGUAGUGCUUGUGCGCUUUCUUGCAGCCCUUGACACGACAUUGCACCGUGCAGUUCCUGGUCAGGUGGUCGUUGAUCUUGCCGCACCGUCGGCACUUGUGUUGGGAGUGGUCGAUGCGGCAGCCUCGGACGCCGCACGACUGGCGACGGGGCGACGGGGAGCGGCGGCGGUGGCGAGGCGAAUCACCGCCCUGCUGCUGGUGCUGCUGCCCCGAUAUGCAGAGGUUGUUGAAGAGCAUGGCUGCGGCCAGCACACGCGGGUCACACACAUGGGCGGCCUGAACGGGACAUUCAAAUCCACGGUGAGAGGCGGAGGAAGUGCCUGCAGUGGUGGUGCGUACCGGAGCUGCAUUGGUGUUCUGGCUGGUCUGCUGAUUGGUGUUCUGAUCGGCCGUCUGGUCGGUGUUGUCCUGCUGGCCAGCUCCCGUGGCGGGCGCAGGGGCUGGCGGAGGCGGCUGCAUCAUUGACGUCAGCAGCUGUGUCGCAAGCAGCUGGAACAACACACACCAUCGGCCAGCCUUCGCAUCCACUGAGUGCAUGCGCAUGUGCGUACCUGCAUUAUCAGGGGCUGCAUCAUCGGGUUGGCGCCACCCGGGGAGCCAGACGAGCAGCCAGACGACCGACGAGACCUGCGGGACGAUGUAGCCUGACAGCCACACACAACAGACAGCAGCACCAGCCAUCAAUGCAUUGAAUGCGGCCUUCCCAUCCCCCCGUACCGUGCUAUCGUCCGAUUCGUUGCCGUCAUCAUCACUUCCGCCCGAGUCAGCGGCCGAUCGCGCCCGACUCGACGAGGCCUUCCGCAGCUUGGGGCAUGCAGACGAAUAGUGAUCAGAGUCCUGCACACAGACAAACACACAGAGAGGCGGUCGCGUCGCAUCAUCGGCCUUGGUUCAUGUCGGCACAGGACCGCGUCGCCGCAGGUUUUGCAGUAGUGCUUGCCCGUCUUCUGGCAGUUGGGGUGAGUGCAGGAAGGGAUCCUGCAGCCGCCGGAGCGACUCGGAGCCUGACAGACAGAGAAGGACGCAGAUCAAGCAGCGAAGAAGAUGUGUCCAGGAUGCGCGAGCUGUCCGUCAUGAGCCAAUCUUCCACACCUGCGACAUUCGAGGAUGCCGCCGCCUGCCAGACACCUCCAAAACGUCCGAAAAAAGGAAAGAGC